Messenger RNA from Oncorhynchus masou masou (cherry salmon), 1960 nucleotides. RefSeq names its product RNA-binding protein 24-like. NCBI's taxonomy places the organism in Eukaryota, Metazoa, Chordata, Actinopteri, Salmoniformes, Salmonidae. Gene Ontology annotation, biological process: mRNA stabilization; regulation of alternative mRNA splicing, via spliceosome; positive regulation of myotube differentiation. The transcript has 4 exons. Gene Ontology annotation, molecular function: mRNA 3'-UTR binding. Gene Ontology annotation, cellular component: cytosol; nucleus. Bases 309 to 1007 code for a protein of 232 amino acids. The record is from RefSeq and is a predicted model, not a curated record.
GCACUUUUAGGAAUGGGUCCGAAACAUAUUUAGUUUGUCACGACAGUUACGAAGAAGAGUUGCAAACACCUGACGAUUGCUUGGACAAUCCGCUCCAUAUCUCUUUUAAGUGUCGAAACAUAAUCUACCUCGAAUCUUGAUUUUUGUCGAGUUUGUGAUAUUUCCCUGAAGCCUCUCCAGUGGUAAAUGUCUUAUUGUUCGUUUUUAUAGCAAUACUAAUAAAUAACGUAACGAGCUGAUAAGGAAACAUUGCACUAUAUUUUUGAUUGUUUCUGUUUACACUAUUUUGCACUGAAAUAUUGGUGAAGAUGCACACCACGCAGAAGGACACGACAUACACGAAGGUUUUUGUAGGGGGUCUUCCAUACCACACCACGGAUUCCAGUCUCAGGAAAUAUUUUGAAGUGUUUGGAGAAAUUGAAGAAGCAGUCGUGAUUACCGACCGACAGACCGGCAAGUCCAGGGGGUAUGGAUUCGUGACGAUGGAGGACCGUUCGGCUGCGGACAGGGCCUGUAAAGAUCCAAACCCCAUCAUCGACGGCAGGAAGGCCAACGUCAACCUGGCGUACCUGGGGGCCAAGCCACGGGUGAUGCAGCCAGGUUUCACUUUUGGUGUUCCACAAAUCCAUCCUGCCUUUAUCCAAAGGCCUUAUGGGAUCCCUGCUCACUAUGUGUACCCUCAGGCCUUCAUGCAGCCAAGCACCAUGGUCAUUCCCCAUGCCAUGCAGCCCAGUGCAGCCUCUGCCUCCACCGGUUCCUCACCAUACAUCGACUACACUGGAGCCGCCUACGCACAGUAUUCCGCCGCCGUGGCGGCUAGCGCUGCUGCCGCCUACGAGCAGUAUCCCUACGCUGCCUCCCCUGUAGCGGCCGGAUACAUAACUGCGGCCGGUUACGGCUACGUUCAGCAGCCCCUGCCUACGGCCGCACCGGGAUCAGCCGUCGCUGCAGCCGCAGCUUUCGGUCAGUACCAGCCUCAGCAACUGCAAGCUGAUCGCAUGCAAUAGCAGCCACUGCAGCCAUUGGACACGAGGAGGAUGGGAGGCCCACGGCUGAUUGGCUGUGCAGAGGAAAGGAGGAGGAGGAAGAGAGAGGGGCCGUGUUGUUAAGUGACGGAGUCGUUAAGAUGGUGGUGGUGAGGUGGGAGCUCCAUACAGUAGCUUUCCAACUUGCUGUACUUAACCCCCCACACGCAAAAAAAAUGAGUAAACGUUACCAAUUCACAGAACAAAGUAAGGUGGAUAUAUCCUUAUGAUUAUUAUUGUUGUUAUUAAUAUAAUUAUUACUAUUAUAAUUGUAGUAGAGUAUUUAUUUAUAGAAGAUAAAUGCAACGACUAAGCUUGGUGUAAAACAUGACCGUAGGUUCCAUUGCUGUCAUUAACAUAGAAGAGAGAGAGCGUUCUCUUUACGGGACACUUAGGCAUGUCCCAAAGUGUUUUGUGUUCUGAAGCCCUUAUAACAUAUAUUUAUUAUCACAUUUCGAGGACUCUUGUCGUUCUGUCUUUUUCAAGUGCAUUGAAGUAAAUGUUGUGAUAAUCAGGGAAAUGGACCAGUUUCCAGUGUGUUAGUAAAGACAACCUCUGUGUGUCAGGGAGGAGCUGAAAUAACUGUGGAGAAAAGGUGAAAGUCUUGUCACGCGUUAAGAACAUAUCUUCCUGAUGCUGAUUGUCCCUUUUUUGACUCUGUAUCUUGACCUAUGCAAAGCAAACAGUUCACCAGGAGACAAAAAAGCUGCAGGAAUAACCAAAAAUGCCAUCUACUCAUCAACUCUUCAAAGGGCAUCACAAACAAUAUGACGGCAACUCCGAAAGGAAGGUUUUCAGACAAUGAGAAGCACCAAAUCAGUUACUCUCAAACACAUACAUUACGCACACACACAGUUGUGUACAUAGUGGUAAAGGACAAAGGGCUCAGUCGUGUUCCCCUCUGGCUCUGUGCAAUGGGAUCUAGUCAGAGUGAA